Messenger RNA from Hippocampus comes (tiger tail seahorse), 3080 nucleotides. It is a transcript of the gene etnk2, whose product is annotated as ethanolamine kinase 2. Gene Ontology annotation, biological process: phosphatidylethanolamine biosynthetic process. The coding region runs from base 248 to 1330 and encodes 360 amino acids. The record is from RefSeq and is a predicted model, not a curated record. Lineage: Eukaryota; Metazoa; Chordata; Actinopteri; Syngnathiformes; Syngnathidae. Gene Ontology annotation, molecular function: ethanolamine kinase activity. Gene Ontology annotation, cellular component: cytoplasm. The transcript has 9 exons.
UAGGAGGAAGCGGUAAGAGUGCUGACAGCCUCUAGGAACCGGUGUCGUGUAUCUUCAGGCACUGUAUCCCACAUCCUUCCAGCGAUAACACUGAGUUUUGACCCACCCCAUCAAAAGAAGAGGACACACCCCUGCUCCUCUCAAAGAUAUCUUAAACCAGUGAAACCAGUUGACUUGUAAUCGAAGCAACACUUGUGUGCUCGAGUUUCCAGAAGGGCCCGGGGAUUAACGGGUAAACGACAGUGGGAUGGAAACUCAGAUCCAUGUGCCUGUCGGCUCGCCGGUUAUACGCAGGAUUCACGUUUUUGUAGACGAGCACAAUGUGACGGAAGGAGCAAUGAAGAUCAUGAAAGAGCUGAGACCGGCGUGGGAGACGAACCAUGUCAGGACCAAGUUAUUCACUGAUGGGACAACCAACAAACUGGUGGGCUGCUACGUGGACGAUAAUCCAGAAGAUGUGGUUUUGGUGCGUGUUUAUGGCAACAAAACGGAGCUAAUUGUGGACAGAGACAAUGAGCUUAAAAGCUUUCAGGUGCUGCAUGCUAAUGGUUGUGCUCCCCGUCUUUACUGCACAUUUCAAAAUGGCAUAUGUUACGAAUACAUGCAGGGGGAUGCUCUUGGGACACAAGAUGUUAGGGAUCCUUCUUUACUCAGACUGAUUGCUGGAGAAAUGGCUCGCGUCCACGCCAUUCAUGCGCAUAACGGAUGCAUCCCGAAGCCCAAUCUCUGGAUUAAGAUGCAAAAAUACUUUUCCCUUGUGGCUACAGAGUUCACAGAACAAGCUUCCAACAUAAGAAUCCAGAAGGAAGUGCCAAGCAAGGAGUUGCUGGAGCAGGAGAUGCUAUGGAUGAAGGAGCAUCUCUCUACACUGGGGUCGCCUGUGGUGCUCUGCCACAAUGACCUGCUCUGCAAGAACAUAAUACACAACAGCAAAGACGCUCACGUUCGGUUCAUAGACUAUGAGUACUCCAGUUACAACUACCAGGCUUUCGACAUUGGCAACCACUUCAACGAAUUUGCAGGCAUGGCAGAGCUGGACUAUGGCCUGUACCCAAGUCCGGAGAUGCAGAUGGACUGGCUCAGAUUCUACCUGCAAGCUUAUAAACUUUUCACCAAGAAGACAGAAGAGGUCAGCGCUAAAGAACUAGAGACACUCUAUGUGCAGGUCAACAAGUUUGCUCUGGCUUCUCACUUCUUUUGGGGUUUCUGGGCCCUCAUUCAGGCCAAAUACUCCUCUAUCGACUUUGACUUCCUCAGGUACGCCGUGUUGCGUUUCAAUCAAUACUUCAAGAUCAAGCCCACGGUGAUGGCCUUGCAGAUUCCAGAGUGAGAGGAAAUGGAAGGCCAACAUUAUUGGGAGCUCUUCUUUCGGGGGCCAAAGAUUAUUUGGACUCCUGCUUUUUCUUCAUGGCACUUUGCUCUGGAGCAAGCCCGAAAAGCUGACUUCAUUCCUCCCAAAUGUAGCUCAAUAUUUGUGACGAUGUGUCUUAUUCGUCUGACCAACACUGGAUGUCUUGCUUCCAGGCAGCUGAACUCUCACUUCGUGUUUGAGUUUGAGAGAGCUUACUUUUUACAAAGAAUAUGUGCCACUUCCUUGUAAUGGAAGUCACGAGAGAGGCAUUUGUGUUGAACGCUCCUGUUCCAUCGCCAGGUACCUUCUCUCUCUGCUCGACGAGGCUCCUCUCACCACUGAGAAUUACGCACACAUAAUUGUCCUCUGGGUUCUGCAGCGCUUAUUUUAUUUUUUCUACUGUGCAGUGCUCUGAAUCAGUGCCUCAAGCAACCAUUAAUAAGUGCUUAAGUGGAACGAGCCACGUAGGUGUGGCAUUAUUCAGUCUGUGGAGUGUGCAUUUGACACCAUUGCUUCCUUUUAUUGUGUCAUCCAAUUUUCAUUCUCUGGUGCUAAAUUUUAGCGAAACCGCUGCUGCUACUACUUCUCAGUAUCCCAAACAUUGUGGGAUUUCUCAAAAAAAAAAAAAAUGUUUGGGAAUCUGCAAAAUGGAAAAGCUCUUUGGACACCUUGGAGCUGUCAACGGAGGGGAAAAGCAGCGCGUGCGCAUUUCUACGUUUAUUGGAAGACUUGUUCAGCAUCUCAGGUGAAGCAACUGCAUCGACUGUACAGUGACGCUGCUGCAUGAACUUAGAUGGGCUCUGACCUUGAACUGCUUUUUUUUCACCACCUUGACUUUUAUGGUCGCAGUGAGCCGCUCUGUUGAUCUUUCCGUCGAAACUUUCCAGACCUCAUGGAAAAUCACCACCUCAGUCACCUGAGCUGAGGAAAAGUUCCCGCCGGCCGCAUCCUUCUCCUCACUUUGCUUUCAAGGCCAUUGAAUUUAAACAAUCCCUAAAAAUGCUCUUGACGACCCCCAAAAAAUCGACUGCUCCAGAAAAUAUUUCACGGAACCUCACAAUCUUAAACCUGGAUCUUGGCUUGUUGAUUAACAUUGUUUGCCCUUAUCUUUUACAUCAACUAAUGUAUUGUCAACUAAUGUGGUUAAAUGAGUGUUGGUGGUGGAAAGUCAGUCAAGGGUGGUUGAGGUUUUUGCACUUUUUGCUAAGCUAAACUAGCAAGGUGUGUUUGUUUAGAACCCUUUUUUGGCGGGGGGGGAUGCUGGGUCAGGUGAUAAAAACUCAACAAGAAAAGUGAAAUACUGUACCAAUGAUGCAUUUGAUUCGUCUUAUUUAUUGAGGGGAAACAUGUUGAAAUCAUACUGAAAAGCUUAGUUUGCUUGCAUUGCACUUCAUUUAAGGUUUGGAUGUGACGCCGUGUGUGACACUUGACAUGAUUGACGAAUCACUAUACAGAUUAAUUUAUUUUUCCUUUCGAUGUACUUUUUCUAAAUACAGUACUUGACAGGAAAAAAGAUAAACCCGGUGAUGUCUGCAGGCAUGUACGUGAUAAAUGGACUCACUGACUGCUAAAAGAUGUACAAAGAUGAAGGCUGUAAAUAUCAUCUUGAGAAAUAUUGUCAAUUGUUUCUGUGCAUUGAUUCUUUACACUAUUGUUGGACUUACGAGAUGUAUUUAACAUUUAUUUACUAGUCUUAUUAAAAUGUAUUCAAUAAAACAUGCCGAUUGAG